Messenger RNA from Didymodactylos carnosus, 3065 nucleotides. The record is from the annotation of a GenBank genome assembly. Lineage: Eukaryota; Metazoa; Rotifera; Eurotatoria; Philodinida; Philodinidae.
AAAGGACAAUAAACCAUGAAAUUUUAGUUUUUUUCAAAAUUUAGCUGAAUUUUGUCCAUUUUUAAAAAAUCAAUAUUUUAAAAUUUUUUUAAUGGAAAAAGACUUUCAAAAAUCCACGUUUCAGUUUUUUCUAGAUAACUCGAUGAACUCGAUCUAAUGAUCAAAAACAAUCAAAAAAAAUGUUUGCUUAUCUUUUGAAUUGUCGGCACCUUAUAAUGGGAGUUCCCUAUUACGUAUACGAUAUCCACUGAUGUCCAUAGGAAAAAUUUGGAGAGAUUCUCAGGAACCGAUUACUAGAGAAUCAAGAAAUAUAAAGUCAAAAUCUCUCUGAGAUAGUCAUCUUGUAUAGCAUGUCUAAAUGCCUAAGCUCAUGAAGUUUACUACUAAAGUUUGAUUUAUUCUUCUCAUUAAGAUUUUCUUUCAAACAAUAAAAGAUUACUUAAUUUGUAAUAAUAUAUUUAAAUAAUGCAUCAAGAACAUCAACUAAACCCUUAACAAUCACCAAUAAUUUCAUCACAUAAACGGCCUCUGCCUAUUCUAGUGUUGCCUGAGCUUUUAAAACUUUUUACCUUGAAUUCACAAAUUAUGUUUUCUAAUACGUGUGAAAAGCUUUAAAAGCUGAGCCAACACUAGAAUAAGAAGAGGCCAUUUAUGUGACGAAAUUAUUGUUGAUUGUUAAGGGUUUAGUUGAUGUUCUUGAAGGAUUAUCUAAAUAUAUAUUCUUACGAACUAACAAAUCUCUCAUUGUAUGAAAGAACAUUUUUUUGAUUUUUCGAACUUCUCGAUGUCUCGUUACUAUUUUAAAAUAAUGAAUGGAUAUGGAUUAAUUUUUAUUUUGUGCAUGUUCUUAAAAAUACAUGACUGUAUAACAGAACAAAAUUGUACGUUCUAUCUGUAAAAGAUAGAUUAACAUACAAAUUUAAUGUUUUUUUUUUGUAGGCCAGAGUGGUUCUGUUUGUACACCCUAUUGUGGAGCUGGAGAUGGUUUUGAGCGACUAUGUUGUAACAGAGAUGUUAUAAAAGAAAUUCAAUUUCCUCAACCUUACAUCUUACCACCGAAAGUAAUGAUGAUUGCGUUGACAAAAUAUGAUGCUUGGAAUGGAAAGAAUCAACAUAUACAUGUGUCGGCCGACUACGUUGGUCGAUAUGGAGCAAAAAUUCGAUUUCGUUCGUGGGAUAAUGCUGUUUUACAUGAAGCAUGUGCUAGCUGGUUGUGUAACGCGUUAAACUUAACAGCGAACGAGCUUGGAUUAGAUACCAUGCCACCACGUCCUCCUCAUCCUUCGGGUUACUAUGUUAUAAUUAUUAUUAUCACAAUAAUCACUGUGUUUCCCUUCUUUUUAAAUGCUCAACCACCAACUCUUAGUGACUAUGAUACUGACUGGGGUGUUAAACUAACUUCAAAUGAAUUUUUCAUUAUCGAAGCACAAAACAAUAACAAUGUAUUUGUUAUUCAAUCUUAUAAUAUAUUGUCAUUGUCACAGUGUGGCGUGACAAUUGAUACGAAUAAUUAUAUUUUUAGUGUAAGUAUUGGCUCGAGUCAAACAAGUGAGCAACAGUACUUUGCUUUCAUUGGUUAUAAUACGGUUACUCAGAUAGCAUUCAUCGGUAUGGUUAAUUUUACUGACAUCAAUACUGCAUGUGUUUCUACACUGAAUUACGCUACUAUUAACCAGCCUUACACUGCAGAUGAACAUUAUGUUUUAACAGCUGAUCCGAAUGGUAUAAUGGCCUACGCAGUCUCCGUCAGUUCAAUUGUAGUAUACAAUUUACAAAAUCAGGAGGAAGUAGACUGGCAUCCGGGGUCUUAUAGUAAUUAUAGCGUUUACUACGAAUUUUUACCAUAUGCAGUUUCAUCUACAGAUAACUACCUUAUUCUCGUUGGAUAUUUUGAUCCGCCUUCCUUAGGCCACUACAUACCAAAUGCUUACUUAAUAGAUGUAAGGAACUGUAGUUUGAAUGUCAUCGACCAGAACUGUAUGCUUCAAUCGACAUCCUGGCCAGCAUGGUAUUAUAACUUAAUGCCAUUAACAUUUCAGUAUAGUAUGUCAUUACUAGAUACAUCUCAGUCUAAUAAUUACUAUUAUCAACCAUUGUACUCUGUGUCAGUUGAAAUUAGCCGUGACACUAACGAAGUUCUAAUUGGCAUACAAGCCUUCAAUACAAUUGUCCGCCUAUCAGUUGAUUCUGUAGUAUUGAGUAGUUUAAAUUACAUUGAUAGUUGUACGGCGUCGGGCGUGUACGCUGGAUUUGAUCACAGUGGCUGUUUUCCUGGAACAUAUAAAGCAGACACUGGUCCAGCCAUAUGUAUAUUAAAUAUGUUUAGUAUGGAUUUUUCGCAACAACGUUGUCUUCUUAUCUCACCAUUAUUCUGGUCGUUAGUUAUAUUUGCCGUAACAAUAUUAAUUAUUGUACUAAUGGGUACAUUGAAAUUUUCAGUUAAAUUUAAACGAUUACGACACGUGUUAAAAAAGAUCUUUCGUCUAACUGAUCUUAUUGGCGAAGGUGAACUUUGGAUGGUCUCAUUUGCUAUCUUUAUUGUAGAACUAGAGUUUUAUGAAACAUUUUCUGUCAAUAAUCGAACUUUAACUCAAUUGCUAUCAAUUGAAAUACAGUUAAUUAAAGUCAUUAAUAUUACACAGUCAAUAUCAUGUGAUAAUGAAGAAGAAAAGUAUAGUGGUCAAUGCAUACCAUCGUUCGUUUAUGAUCCGGAUCAAUUCUUUUAUACGGAAGAGAAUUAUAAUAAUUUACAUACUUCUGCAAAAACAAUUUUAACAAUUCAACUCAGUAAUUCACAGUAUUAUAUAAAGCAAAUACAAGAACCUAUUGCACGUCAAUCAGAGAUUAUAUUUCAUAAUUUACUAUUUACAACUGUUUGUACUGAAAUCUUUGGUCUGAUUUUCUUAGUUUUUAAAUUAAUUUUAGUACCCUUAUUCAAAUAUUUGAUUAUUAAAAACUUAUUUGCCACAAACAAUCGGGUUAGCAUCGUUGAGGAAGAAGAAGAAGAAGCAACAACGAGUUUAACUGAAAUUCGAAAACGUUUAGCUGCUGUAGAAGAUAAAUAG